GCCAGCGUUCUUUUUCUGUCUGUCGUGUGCCUAGCAAGCUAGGCGAACACUUCUGUUGUCAGAAAGGUGUGACUUUGUGAAAUAACGAUUUGGAAACAAAUAAACAACCUACCGUGCAGAUGGCGGACCCUGCGGUGAUGGCGGGUGGAUUCAGUGCUAUAGUAGGGCGUUCCGGGUGUGGUAAGGCCACGUCCAGCCCAGCAGAGAAUUACCAGCUUGCCCGGCGUCGCACCCUCCAAGUGGUAGUGAGCUCUCUGCUGACAGAGUGUGGAUUCGAGAGCGCAGAGAAGGCCACCGUGGAAUCACUGACUGAGAUGAUCCAGAGCUACAUAUCUGAAGUAGGUCGUUGUGCCAAGGCAUACUGUGAACACACAGCUCGAAUCACGCCCACCCUCUCUGACGCUGUGGUCACACUCAAUGAAAUGGGUUUCAAUGUGGACACUCUGCCAGGGUAUGCCAAGAGAUCACAGAGGAUGGUUAUAACUGCUCCUCCAGUGACGAAUGCUCCUGUGAUCCCAAAGGCCUUGAUUGCUGGACAGAAACGCACUCAUCCCUCCCACAUCCCCAGCCACUUCCCGGAGUUCCCCGAUCCUCACACUUACAUCAAAACUCCAACGUUUCGGGAGCCUGUGUCAGAUUACCAGGUGGUGCGAGAGAGGGCAGCUUCUCAGAGAAGAGAUGUAGAGCGAGCACUCACACGCUUCAUGGCCAAGACUGGAGAAACACAGAGCCUCUUCAAGGAUGAUGUCACUGCCUUCCCAUUGAUCGCAGAGCGGCCCAGCUCCAUCCCGUACCUCAGUGCCCUGCUGCCCUCAGAACUGGAGCUGCAGACUCUGGAGGAGACAGAUUCCUCUGAACAGGACGAUCAGACCGACAGCGAGAACACGCCAGUCAACAACCUCAAUGAUGAUCCUGGAGCUGAUAAGGAGAAUUCUGUGCUUCUUGCUGGGGGCGUGGUUCCCUUGGUGAAGGUCAGUGAAGAAAGCAUGAUUGACAACCCAUACUUGAGGCCAGUCAAGAAACCCAAAGUGAGGAGGAAGAAGUGAGAGUUUACUACACUUAGCUACUAAUUUGGACUUCUGUCAGCCACAACAAAGAGUGAAUUGUAAAGAAGCAGUCAACAGCUCUGUGCUUCUGAGAAGUGGACCCACGUGGACAUCUGAGGUCAGGGACUCCAACCUUUCAACUUCCUACAUGGCAAAUACUGCUCAUUAUGACACCCUUCACCAGUUACAUUCAUGAGAAAACAGACAUUUGCUAAAUGUAAUAUUUUUCAAAUUUGUGGAAUGGUUCUGUCGUGCAAGAAAAUGUAGCAUUUGCUAAAAUGUUAUUUUUACCCAUUUCCGAAUGAUUUCAGUCGUUUGUGAAUAAUGAACAGGAAAUAAAAUGUUUUGAUUUGUAAUUUUAACAUUAAUUUACCCAAAUGACACAUUUCAGCCUAUCGCCAAAUAUACACUGAACAAAAAAAUAAAACGCAACAUGUAAAGUGUUGGUCCCUUGUUUCAUGAUCUGAAAUAAAACAUGUCCCAGUU
This is a messenger RNA of Oncorhynchus kisutch (coho salmon), 1532 nucleotides long. RefSeq names its product transcription initiation factor TFIID subunit 8. Gene Ontology annotation, cellular component: transcription factor TFIID complex. Gene Ontology annotation, biological process: transcription initiation at RNA polymerase II promoter. Bases 120 to 1046 code for a protein of 308 amino acids. Gene Ontology annotation, molecular function: protein heterodimerization activity. The record is from RefSeq and is a predicted model, not a curated record. Lineage: Eukaryota; Metazoa; Chordata; Actinopteri; Salmoniformes; Salmonidae. The transcript is spliced from 8 exons.